AUGGUGAAACCGCGUAGCAACAAAGCUGGCAAGAAGUUGGAGGGAGGUGACCACGGAAAGGAGACGGAGACAAAUGUUCCUGACGUACCUGUGCCAGAUGCUGCUGACAAGAGCCGGGCCAUCUCCCCAGCGACGCCUGCUGUGCUUGGCCCUUUUGAAGACCUGCUUGAUCUGCAAAACAAGGCGGAAAAUGCUGCUGGUACUAGUGAUGGCGUCGCUGUUGACGAGGCGACUUCUGGAGGACAAGAUCAAGUCCCGGUGAAAGAAGGAUCUACUCACACGGACAAUAAGGAUGAUGAAGAAGAAGACUUGUCUGAUCCGGUCCCGGAGGAGGAAGACGAUGGAUAUCUGAUAACCUUGCUAGUGCCGAUCCUCAGGAAAACGGAAGUCAAGCGCGUUGCUGUUACGAUAGCUGCGUUGUUGGACGACUGGAAGGACCAGUUAACUCCGGAUGUGCUGCAGACCACGACCUAA
This is a messenger RNA of Closterium sp. NIES-65, 474 nucleotides long. The record is from the annotation of a GenBank genome assembly. Lineage: Eukaryota; Viridiplantae; Streptophyta; Zygnematophyceae; Desmidiales; Closteriaceae.